Molecule: messenger RNA, 435 nt
Organism: Pestalotiopsis fici W106-1
Lineage: Eukaryota; Fungi; Ascomycota; Sordariomycetes; Amphisphaeriales; Sporocadaceae
Exons: 1
Coding region: 1-435 (144 amino acids)
Source: RefSeq, a predicted model, not a curated record
AUGCCCGAGUUUGUCAAACACUUCAUGAUCCUCUUGGUCGGCGAAGACCUCUACAAGAUUGGUAUAAUGGCAGUGGAAUCACGCUACGUGCUUCCAGGGAAUCACGAGAGCCUUGCAGCAUUCUUUCAAAACCACGUCCACCACCGAGACCUCGACAGGAGUAUGUACACAUGGGCCAUUUAUCGCGAACUAAAGUCCUUGAACAAGAAGGUUGUCAAACUAAAAGGACGCGCCCAGCAUUGGAUACCCAUCUACUUGGGUUUCUUUGGCCUUGGUGGAAUUGAAGUCGAGGAAGAAUCGCUGACCGAGCACAAUCGAAAAUUGAGAGGCUACUACAUGGUGGGAACGGCACGAAACCUAUUCAACAUCCCCAGCAUGAGAGAUCGCAGCGAGCUUGAUGCCUUGGGACUAGGCCCCUGGAUCGAGAGGUUCUAG